AUGAGCCGCCCGGGGCUCCUCCCGGCCCUGCUGGGGCUGCUGCUGCUUUUGGGGCCCGGGGGCGCCGCGGGGACCCCGGGGCGGCUCCCCGAGGACGCGGAGCAGGAGCACGGCUACUACCUGCGGCAGCUCUUCGGGCAGUACGGGCAGAACGGCACGCUGCCCUCCGAGGGGCUGGCGCGGCUGCUGGGCAGCCUGGGGCUGGGCAGGGUGCAGGUGGUCCAGAUCCAGCACGAGGAGCUGGGCCACGGCCACGUCAGCCACCUGGACCUGCUGGAGGUGCAGGAGGACAAGCACCGCCACCGGCACCCGCUGCGGGAGCACGGCGGCGACGCGGCUCCGAGCACCGGAGCGCCCCUCAGCCCCCCGCCCUCCCGGCCGCCGAGCUGGCCCCGGCCCGUGCCCGCCGAGCCCCCCGGGGCUGCGGGGGUCCCCCGGCAGUACCGGCCCAGCCUCAGGCUGCUGGGCAGGGUGCUGGGCUUGGAGCACUCCAGCGCCGACCACCCGCACGACGAUUGCCUGAACGUGAGCCAGCUGCUGCUGAAUUUCGGGCUGGACUCGGCGGCGCAGCUGACGCCGGAGCAGUUCACGCUGCUGUGCCCGGCGCUGCUCUACCAGAUCGACAGCCGCGUCUGCAUCCAGCACAGCGACGAGGUGACGCCGCCUGCCCCCGCCGGGACCCUGUGGUCAGCGCUGGGCUGGGCGCUGCUGGCCGUGCUCUCGGUCAGCCUCCCGUCGGCGCUGGCCGCGGCGCUGCUGCCGCUGCGGGCCCGCGGCUCCCGCCGCUCGCUGCUCGCCUUCCUGGUGGCGCUGGCCGUGGGGACGCUCUGCGGGGACGCGCUGCUGCACCUCUGGCCGCACGCGAACGGGAAUCACCCGGAGGCAGCGGGGGAGCCGAGCCCCGCCGUGCUGCAGGGGCUGGCGGUGCUGGCGGGCAUCUACCUGCUCUUCGUGCUGGAGCUGCUCCUGGGGAUGCUGCGGCACCGGCGGGAGGCCACGGGACGCCCCCACGGAGAGACCCCCGGGAUGGGCGCGGGGGUCCUGGCACCGUCACGGGCAGGUACGACCCCCUCGCACCCCCCGCCAGAGCCGCCGGUCCCGGCGCGCACCGGACGGAGCCCGGCUGUCCGUCCCGCCGCAGGGACCGAGCUGCGGCGCCUGACGGCUCCGGGAGCGGAGCUGGAGCCGAGCCCCGGCGAGCCGCACCGGGAGCUCCCCCCGGGACCCUCGCACGGGCACUCGCACGGGCCCGCGCUGCCCCUCGGGCCCGGCGCCGCCGACUUGGCGUGGAUGGUGGUGCUGGGAGACGGCGUCCACAACCUGACCGACGGGCUGGCCAUCGGCGCCGCCUUCUCGCACAGCGUCUCCAGCGGGCUCAGCACGGCGCUGGCCGUGCUCUGCCACGAGCUGCCCCACGAGCUGGGAUUUUGGGACCCCCAGGAUUUUGGGACCCCCAAAGGUUUUGGGACCCCCCAAGAUUUUGGGGCCCCUCGAGCCUUCGGCCUCUGCCCCCCCUCGAACAACAUCGAGAACGGCCGGGGCGAAUAA
Molecule: messenger RNA, 1548 nt
Organism: Lonchura striata (white-rumped munia)
Lineage: Eukaryota; Metazoa; Chordata; Aves; Passeriformes; Estrildidae
Source: RefSeq, a predicted model, not a curated record